CCAUGUUUAAAAGACUGGGUUUGGAUUAGACUAACUUACUUUACACUGCCAACUAGAGGAAGUAGCAACUGAACCCUUACAUAGGAUUUGACAAAUCAUGCUUCUGCUCAUGCUUACCAUAUCCAUUGCCAAUAUGUUUUUUGCUGUUGGAGUUGUUUGCAUGCCCCUAACGGACCAGGGCCCCUACAUCACCCACAGCUGGAGCCAGAUGGUCCGCCUCAGGCACCUGUAUGCUGCCAGGCCAGGACUGCACCUAAUGAUUAGUGGGGAUGGACAGAUCGACGGCUCUGCGCACCAAACUCCUUACAGCCUACUGGAAAUCCGUGCAGUGGAUCCAGGCUGUGUUGUCAUCCGAGGAGUAGCAACAGCACAGUUUCUCUGCAUAGAAGCCAAUGGAAGACUGUACUCAUCGCACACCUACAGCAGAGAUGACUGCACCUUCAGAGAGCAGAUUUUGCCAGACGGGUACAACAUCUACGUCUCUGACAGACACCGAGCCCUGCUCAGUCUGGGAAACCACCAUCAGAGGCUGCAGGGUCGAGACCGAGGCGUACCGACUCUGGCACAGUUCCUCCCCAGGAUCGGCACCCUGGAUAACUCCUCGCCCCCUGGACUGGACAUCCUUAGCGAGCUGAGACAGAGCGCAACACAAACAGAAGAACCUGUGGACACAAUGGAUUCAUUUGGAAAGCUCUCUCAGAUCAUUCACAGUCCCAGCUUCCACGAGAGAUGAGACAGUAGAUCUGAGACACCAGUAAAUGGAUGUGUCCUGGGGUUUUCUACCUUGUCUGAGGCCCGAAAAAGGACAUUUCUUCCUGCAUAUUGCAGAAACUGACUGCAGGCUCAGCCAGCCUGCACCCAGAAAGGUGGCUGCGACAUCCUGCCAGCACUGUCCAGUAAGACAUUACAGAACAGUGCAGUGUCCU
This is a messenger RNA of Etheostoma cragini (Arkansas darter), 926 nucleotides long. RefSeq names its product fibroblast growth factor 19 (gene fgf19). The record is from RefSeq and is a predicted model, not a curated record. Bases 98 to 733 code for a protein of 211 amino acids. The transcript is spliced from 3 exons. Gene Ontology annotation, biological process: positive regulation of gene expression; positive regulation of cell population proliferation; positive regulation of protein phosphorylation. Gene Ontology annotation, cellular component: cytoplasm. Gene Ontology annotation, molecular function: fibroblast growth factor receptor binding; growth factor activity. NCBI's taxonomy places the organism in Eukaryota, Metazoa, Chordata, Actinopteri, Perciformes, Percidae.